AUGUCUUCUCUAUGGAAUGCGUUUACCGGAGGCAACAAGCCCGCCCACCAGCCGCAGCAGCAGCAGCAAACCCAGACCUUCCCCGAUGCUGCCCCUCCUACCACCAACCUCUAUGACCCGACCCAGGGUGCAGGCGUCGAGUCUUUUCUUCAGAGCUCGGCCUUUGCGGAUCCUUCACAAUUGCAUCCCUUGGCUGGACUGAACAGGGACACUCUGGAAUACCUCACACUUGAAGACUCAACGCUGUCCGACCUGCCGGGCGGCCAAUCCGUCCUGCCGUCUCGAGGAUUCACCGACGACCUCUGCUACGGCACCGGUAUCACAUACCUGACGGCGCUGUCCAUAGGAGGCGCAUGGGGAUUCCAGGAGGGCCUGCGGAAAUCAUCCGGUCAGCCCCCCAAGCUGCGGCUCAAUGCCGUCCUCAACGCCAUGACGAGGCGGGGCCCAUUCUUGGGCAACAAUGCGGGAGUUGUCGCCAUCACAUACAACUGCAUCAACUCGCUGAUUGGCUACCUGCGUGGUGAGCAUGACGCCUUCAACACAAUUGCUGCUGGUGCGCUCAGUGGCAUGGUCUUCAAGAGCACCAAGGGUGUUCGGCCAAUGAUGAUUUCCGGCGGUCUGGUGGCCUCCGCAGCCGGCGCCUGGGCGAUUGUACGACGAUCAUUCUUCUCCGUCCCAGAGGUCCAUGCCCAUACCGAGCACGCCACCUUGUAA
This is a messenger RNA of Trichoderma harzianum CBS 226.95, 714 nucleotides long. RefSeq lists its product as hypothetical. Gene Ontology annotation, cellular component: TIM23 mitochondrial import inner membrane translocase complex; mitochondrial inner membrane. Gene Ontology annotation, molecular function: transmembrane protein transporter activity. The record is from RefSeq and is a predicted model, not a curated record. Gene Ontology annotation, biological process: protein import into mitochondrial matrix. Lineage: Eukaryota; Fungi; Ascomycota; Sordariomycetes; Hypocreales; Hypocreaceae. Bases 1 to 714 code for a protein of 237 amino acids. The transcript is spliced from 2 exons.